AUGUUGAGGUUUGGGUUCCGGGACCCGGCAAUCGCUGGGAUUGGGUACCAACACAUUGCAUGGAUUGCAUUGGGUGUGGUCACCGCCGCCAUCGUAUAUUUCCUCAACAUUCCUCUACCGCCACUUUCUUCGACGCUGCUCAACUGGCAAAAGAAAGGCACAGUCUUCAAAUAUAAGGAAUUUGAUAUAUUUUAUAUAGUUGAGGAAGGAAUACAAAGCGAUGGAAGCACCCUUGUGUUGAUCCAUGGAUUUCCCACCUCCAGCCAUGAUUGGAGCAAGAUUCUUGGUCGCAUGAAAUCGCAGUUCAGCAGAAUCAUUAUGCUGGAUAUGUUGGGAUAUGGAUUCUCAGACAAACCGCUCGACCACCACUACCUCAUUACGGAACAGGCGGACAUUCACGAGGCUCUGCUGACGUCACUUUCUAUAUCACGCGCACACGUGAUGUCACAUGACUAUGGUGACACCGUGGCCUUGGAACUGCUUCACAGAUUUAACAACAGAGAAUCAAAGUUUCAACUUGAAUCAAUGUGCAUGUUAAAUGGCGGCGUGUUUCCAGAGACAAAUUCCCUUUUUGGGGGCCAAAAGCUUCUUUUGACGCCUGUUCUCGGGUUCAUUCUGAGCCAUUUUACCUCCUACCGGAAUUUUAAAUGGAGCAUAUCAAGGGUGUUCGGAGUUGAAACCCAACCAACCUCUGAUGAAAUGAUGGAUUUCUACGCAAUAAUACAGCGCAAAAAUGGCAACGUGGUUAAAUCAAGAUUGAUAAAAUAUCUCAACCAGCGGGCUGAAAACAAGGACAGAUGGGUCGGUGCACUCGUGCAAACGAAAAUUCCAGUUCACAUGAUAUAUGGGCCGUCUGAUCCAGUUAACAGUAGAUACGCCUUUGUUGAUCAAUACAAGAAAGUAGUACCAUCCCCGAGUAUAACUGUACUAGAAGCGGCGAUAGGACACUACCCCCAUUGGGAGGAUCCCACUGCCGUCUUCGAAUCCUACAAGUCCUUUUUGCAGUCCAUCAAAAAGCCUUAAAAUCUCACUUCAGGUUCAUCAAAAACCUUGAAAUUCAUUCCACCAGUGUAUAAUAAACUAGAAAUCAUUCCACCAGUCCAUACAAAGCCUUGACCUCUCUUAUCCAUUUAUCUAAAAGCUUUUCUAUUUUUCAUAGAAAUGUAAAACCAUCAUUUUUUCAAAAAAGGGCUUUGAAAGAUUUCCUCAAUGUCAAUUUAAAAUCUGUACGCUCUUAAAAAAUUGGGGGAAAAAGCUGUUGUUUAAAGUUGUCUUUUAAUUUUAAAUGAGUAUGUCUGCAUAUCCGUAUAUUUGACAGUAUAAACAUUUUCACUUUUGUUUGUUAGAUGUUUGAUUUGUCAUAUUCUAGCACUGAAUACCGUUGUGUUAAUCUUGUAUGCGCACUUGUUUUGUUGAACACAUAGCUUAUUAACCAUGACAGAUAAACACAUACAUGACCAUCAUGUGCUUAAAUGUCGAUAAGUAUGAAUCAUUCACUCUUUUGUUUGACCAUCAUUCGUAUAACCUUAAAGGGACAUGACACCAGAUGGUCCAAAAAUCGGCUAAUGAUAUUACCUCAAGACAAGCCUACAAAUGUCGAUACGAGCUAUUAUGAGGCAAAUAAUUCAUUAUUUUACAUUAUUAAAAUAAAAUUUAUCGCUGUUUCAGCUGAGGUUACCCGGUUAAAUUAAGCGCAUACUGAUUUCCCAGUCUAUAAUGUGUAUAUUUAGCAUGUGAAUUUCCCGUGAUUAGUACAGAUACAUAUGGGUCUUGUUCGAGGCAUUGACACGUGCACGUGAAACAAUCAUGGUUAUCGUCACUAUGCCAGGAUGGUAGGCAUUUGGAAACACUUCAACCUCCCAUAGGCCGUUGUACAUACCAACGCGAUUUUUAAAAUUACUGAAAUUUACAUGGUGGACAAACCCAGUAAAUUUCGCAUUUGAAAAAUAUGCAAACACUGCGAAUGACAGACACAAAAAAUUUGUCGUUGGCAAUGUGAUACAUCAGUAAGAAAGAGUCAAUGCGUUGAACACAGUGAUACCAAUUUUCAGUUUGUUCUUGACAAUUCUCUUUUUAUCAUGCACUGGUAUUAUCUGUUGACUAGUCCCUUUAAGCAACAUGUUAAUGUUUUUCUUUUAUGUUUCACCCUUGCCUCGUGCAUUUGUUUUUAACAUAAAACUUUAUAAACAGA
This is a messenger RNA of Mya arenaria, 2191 nucleotides long. Its product is annotated as mesoderm-specific transcript homolog protein-like. The coding region runs from base 1 to 1023 and encodes 340 amino acids. Lineage: Eukaryota; Metazoa; Mollusca; Bivalvia; Myida; Myidae. Gene Ontology annotation, molecular function: catalytic activity. The record is from RefSeq and is a predicted model, not a curated record. The transcript is spliced from 12 exons.